GGAGAGGGAGCAUUGAAGAUGAUAGGCAGAUUUUAUAGAGAAAUUCCCAUCCUUGGUGGGAGUCCAUCUUAUAAAAUCAUCCAAAUCAGAAUUAUAAGAGAUGAUAGGAGAUCAUCAUCCAAUAAACUUUUCAUAUCGUCGGUCAAAAUAAUGCUUUUAAAAAAAGAUUCCAAAAAAAUAAAAAAAUAAAAAAAUCCUCUUUUAUGACCCUUUCCAAAUUCUUCUCUCUCCUCAGCUAAAGGUACAUUUCCAUGACAUGUCUCAAAUUCCUCCAUUUCUGCAACUCUCAUCACUCAAAUCACCAUUUCCAUGGCUUACCUAAGACCCAUCUGCUGCUCCUCCAUUUUCACUUCUCAUGCUUUUCUCUCUCCUCUCUCACUCACCCACUUCCAAUUUUUUAUUACAACCAUUAAAAGAUUACAUUUUCAAUCCCCUUUUCUCUGAGUUACAAUUCUAAUUUGCCCCUUUUAAUGAAUGUUUUCUCAAUUUGAGCUUCUAAAGCCCCAAAUUCUCAUGUUUACUUCCAAAAAAGAGUGUGCCCAUCUCAUUUUCUUGAUGAUUUGUAGCAGAAUAUGAUGUUAAAGUCAACUCUUUAGCAUUAAAGAAAGGAUUUUUACUGGGUGCCCACCUUAUAUUCUUGUGAUCUGGCUGUAAUUCUCUUGAUCUCUUUGUUGUUGUUGAAUCUAUAUGCAUUUGGGAGCAAAACCCAUGAUUUUAAUUUAUUGUGUUCAUUCACUUUCAGCUGGGAUUUUAUUGUGGUUUCUAGGGUUUAACAUUGUAGGGGUUCUUGUUUAAUUUGGGAAAAUACCCCCCAUUUGUUAUACUUUUAGUUUUAUGUUGUUGUAUUAUUUAGCUGAUUGGAAAGAUAAAUUAUUUGGGCUAGAUAGUGUAGAUUUUUGCCCCUGAGAGGUGUAAUUAGGGUUUGUUUUGUGGAAUUUGAUUGAUAUUGUGAGUUUUUUUUCGGCAAAUGGCGGAAAACGGUGUAACUUUUGUGGAAUGGAGGGAAGAAUUUGUGUCUCAGGAGAGAGGCAGCAGGAUUGUUCAUUAUAUAUUGAAAGAUUAUUGUGGGAAAUCUAUACUUGCUGUGGUUGGCACUGAGAGGAGUCUUAGGCACAUGGUUUAUGUUGUUGCUGAGGAUUUUUUGAGUUAUUCUGGCACUGAUAAUCCUGUGCAAGCUGGGUUUAAAUGGAGAUCAAGAAGGGAGGUGGUUGACUGGCUUACAUCCCUGCUGGCCAAGCAGCAACAAGCAGAUUCUCCAAGUGGUGAUUCAACCCAUUCUUUAGGAUCUUCUGAGCUAUUAAGUGCUCAAUAUUUCACUACAGACAAAAUGGAUCGUCGGGUUAAAAACUUGAAGCAAUCCUACUCAGAUGUUGUGUGGAUAGGUGCUGCAUGGACUUGUGGAAAGCAGCUAAAACACUACCCAGCAUUUUGCAGGAAUGGUACUACAAUAGCAGUUCAAGCAUUUGUAUUUGUGAUGGCUAAAGAGGGAAAUCGUUAUGUUGCCUAUCUAGAGGAUAUGUACGAAGAUAAGAAGGGGAUGAAGAAAGUUAAAGUCAGAUGGUUUCAUCACAGUCAAGAAGUGAAGGGUAUAGUUCGUAUACGGAAUGCUCACCCGAAGGAAGUUUACAUUACACCUUACACGCAGGUGAUAAGUGUUGAGUGUGUUGAUGGUCCUGCUAUAGUCUUAACCCGUGAGCAUUUUGAAAAAUGCUUAGAGGGCCUUCCAGAUGGUUUGCUGGGAAAGCUACAUCUUUGUUGCCGUCAGUUUAGAAGUAACAAAAUUAAACCAUUUGAUCUUAGGAAAUUGCGGGGUUAUAAUAAUCAGCCUAUUAUUUCUUGUUUAGAGUCUGAUUCCUUUCUGAAUUCUGACUCUGUAUGCCGUGGGGUGAUUGGGAAUAAAGUUAAGAUGUUUGGAUCAAAUGAUAAUGUAGCAAAAGGGACUAAGAGAACUAGGAAUUAUGGGGACAGAGAAAGCUUUUUGACAACUCAUGGUGCGGAAGGCUUUGAAAGGAAGAAAUUUAUGCGUGGACCAUUUUCUAAGAAUGGUAACACUGAUGCUUGCGAUAAGAGGUUGUUUUCUUUAAAGAAUGGGGAAUUCCAGCGGUCACACAUCCAGUUUUUUAAGGUAGAUGACAAAAUAGAGCUACUGUGCCAGGACAGUGGCAUUCGAGGCUGUUGGUUUAGAUGUAUUGUCUUGGAGAUAUCUCGAAAGCAGAUGAAGCUCCAAUAUAGGGAUCUGGAGGACCAAGAUGGAUGUGGAAACCUUGAGGAAUGGAUUCCAGCUUUUAGGAUGGCUGCACCAGAUAAGCUUGGCAUGCGAUGUCCUGGACGACCUACAAUCAGGCCUUGUCCUCCCAUCAGCGAUGCCAGCGAUGCUGUAGAUGUUGAAUUUGGAAUUGGAGCUCCUGUGGAUGCAUGGUGGAGUGAUGGCUGGUGGGAAGGUGUUGUAACUGUAGUUAACAGUGCCAGAAAUGAUAAAGUACAGGUUUAUGUUCCAGGUGAGAACAAGUAUUUAGAUGUACUUAGAAAGGAUCUCAGAGUUUCCCGAGAUUGGUUGGGUGGAGAAUGGUUUGAUGUUAAGGCGAAUCCUAAUAUACUUUCAGAUAUCAAUGCUGAAGCUACACAACCUAUAGUCUCAAUCCUCGGGAAGGAAAAUGCUGCUGAUGAUUCUGCCGUCAAAAUUAAAGACAAUGAAAAUGAGGAUAACUUAGUUGACUUGCCUGCUCCAGCCUCUUCUGUUGGCCAUGCCGAACAAAUUUCCUCUUCAGACAAAGAUGAUCAUAAUGCUGGUCACCAUGUCAAUGACAAAAGUGAUGAUGUCAGCUUGCAAGACCAUGUCAAUGACAAAAGUGAUGAUGUCAGCUUGCAAGAUUUGUGCUGCGAUGUUGAUGAUCAGAAAAUUGUUGACGAUGAAGAUGAUGGUUGUAAGGAGGGUGAAUCAGGUACCGAUGAUGUGGAAACUGCUGCACAGGCUGAUGUGGAAACUGCUGCUCAGGCUGUAGUGGAAAAUGCUGCACAGGCUGAUGUGGAAAAUGCUGCACAGGCUGAUGUGGAAACUGCUGCUCAGGCUGAUGUGGAAACUACUGCUCAGGCUGAUGAAGUUUUGGAAUGCACAGGUGUCGCUUAGAGGCUAGAGCUGUUCCUCAAACUGUUAUUGUACAAACUAGUGUAGAUUUCCUGUAGCGAGCGAGAGGUGAUGUUGAUGGCAUUUGAUCUUGCAUUUGAGACAAUACUCCCAGGUGUACAGCAAUUAGGUGAGUCUUCCAAAUUGGUUUUCUUAGUUAAAUUCCUAGGAAAUGCCUUGGAUCAAAUUCCAGCUGUUAUAGAGUACCUUUUAAGUGAAUUAGAUUUUAUGUUUCCUGUUGUAACGUUAAGGUGAACUUCUAGUUUGUAUGAUCUAAAGUCGUAGUGAAAUAAACUUUCAGCCACCACUUAAUGUU
Chenopodium quinoa (quinoa) is the source of this 3440-nucleotide messenger RNA. RefSeq lists its product as uncharacterized. Bases 968 to 3127 code for a protein of 719 amino acids. Gene Ontology annotation, molecular function: chromatin binding. The transcript has 7 exons. Lineage: Eukaryota; Viridiplantae; Streptophyta; Magnoliopsida; Caryophyllales; Amaranthaceae. The record is from RefSeq and is a predicted model, not a curated record.